CCGCCGCUGGACGAUGUCAGUCUCGCGGCGCUUGCGCGGCGAGAGAUUAGCGGACCGGCGGUGAUGUAUCGGCGAUUUCAGCCGACUCCACUGAUCCACCGAUCCACCGAACUCUCAUCUCGACUUUGCACAAUCGCCACCCACCAUGCCUCUCUCGCUCGCCCUCCGCUCUCUCCGCACCCUCCGCGCCUCGGUCUCCCUUCCUCUUCGCCUCCGCCCCCUCCCCUCCCGGGCAUUGAGUACGGCAGGCCCGCGCAUGCGUGAUUUCAACCGCCCCGGCCCCCCCGCCCUCCCCGCCGCCGAGCAGGCCGAGUUUGAGCGCCUGCAGAAGGCCGCUGAGGUCGCCGUGCCCGCGGGUCUCGAGGACGCGUCGCCUGAAGAGCUUCUCAAGGCCGUGGACGAGCUGUCGCACCGCGACCUACGGAGGGGCGCCGCGCCGCUUUUCGAGGGCGACACCAACCCGCAGACGGGCGAGGUCGGGGGCCCGAAGCGCGAUCCGUUCCAGGCUACGUCGGAAGACUGGGCUUUCGGAGGGCGCGUUACGGACUUCUGAUUCCUCUACACGACUAGAGAGCACCUCUAACACCCCACAUCUGUAACGCCUGUACUCGCGCCAUGAUAAUUGGUACAUGCUG
Molecule: messenger RNA, 635 nt
Organism: Cutaneotrichosporon oleaginosum
Lineage: Eukaryota; Fungi; Basidiomycota; Tremellomycetes; Trichosporonales; Trichosporonaceae
Biological process (GO): mitochondrial respiratory chain complex II assembly
Cellular component (GO): mitochondrion
Source: RefSeq, a predicted model, not a curated record